AUGCAUAUUGCUGAAAUGAGCACAAAAGGGCAGCACGGGGAAAGUACGCAGCAGAAGAGUAGAUGGUGGCUUCAGAUUCCUCUCAGCUCACCAAGCGAUUGCAGACGAGGAGGCGUCCCACCUCACAAUGGAUCCCCCAGGGCAAGCAGAUCCAAUCCAGAUCAAAUAGGCCUUCUCCGGGAUGGGGUGCGCAGAUACCUACAGCUCCCAGCUGAUCAGACGGUGCUUAUACUGCAUGCAAAAGUUGCACAGAAAUCCUAUGGCAGUGAAAAAAGGUUUUUCUGCCCCCCACCUUGUGUUUAUCUGACUGGCCCAGGAUGGAAACUGAAGCGGGAACAGAUAAAAGCGAGGGAUUUGGGAGAGGCUGAUUUCAGGGUGUGCGGGUACAUGGGGCUGGACAGUGUGGGCAGCAGCCAUAUGGAGACCCAGAAACUCAGCUUUGAGGAGCAGCCCGACUCCAAGGAGUUCGGCUGUGCCAAAGCACUCUACAUCUCAGACACAGAGAAGAGGAAACAUUUCCGGCUGGUUUUGAAGCUCUUCUUCAGCAAUGGGCAGGAGAUCGGCACUUUCCACAGCAAGCUGAUUAAAGUGAUUUCCAAGCCCUCACAGAAGAAGCAGUCCCUGAAGAACACAGACUUGUGCAUCUCAUCUGGGUCCAAGGUUUCUCUCUUUAACCGCCUCCGCUCCCAGACGGUCAGCACCCGUUAUCUGUCCGUGGAGGGCGGCGCCUUCAUCGCUAGCGCCAGGCAAUGGGCAGCAUUCACUCUGCACCUGGCUGAUGAGCACUGCACCCGGGGUGAGUUUCCACUGCGGGAAGGGUACAUUCGCUACGGCUCUGUCGUCCAGCUCAUCUGCACAGCCACCGGCGUGACCCUGCCUCCCCUGAUCAUUCGGAAAGUUACCAAACAGUAUGCCAUGCUGGAUGUGGAUGAACCCAUCUCCCAGCUCCACAAGUGCGCUUUCCAGUUCCAGGGCAGCGAAAGGAUGUACCUGUGUCUCUCGACUGAGAAAGUGAUCCAGUUCCAGGUAAUUCAGUCAUCCAGUUCCAGGGGAGGCAGCGUGAAGUGGGAAACUGCCCAGAUGCUAGUGAAGCAAACUCCCUUCAGUUCCAGCUCCUCCUUCUUGCGGCUGGGGACGGAGACUGUGGAGUACACGUUCAGUGACAGCCUGGCCUGCAUUCAGCAUCCCGUGAGCCCAGUCCCACUUAUAACCGUGCUGGAGCUAACUGGCGGUGGGGACGUGGCCAUGCUGGAGGUGCAGGGCGAGUUUUUCAAUGCAAACCUGAGGGUCUGGUUUGGAGACGUGGAAGCUGAGACUAUGUACAGGAGCCCCAAGUCCUUAGUGUGUGUUGUCCCUGACGUCUCGGCGUUCGGCAGUGACUGGCGAUGGCUGAGAUACCCCAUCACCGUGCCGCUCUCGCUGAUAAGGAACGAUGGGCUGAUCUACUCCAGCUCGUUCACAUUUACCUACACCCCAGAGCAGAGCUUCCUCCCUGCCCUGCAGUUGCUUCCAGAGCUGACCCAGGACUCCGAUUCCUUACUCAACAGCAUCCACCAGGAAUUCACCAGGACCAAUUUUCACCUCUUCGUGCAGAGCUAGCAAGCCUGGGAUGGUGGAGGACAUUCACAGAAACCGGGCUUAGGACAAGGUCUCUCAGCAUCCUGAGGAGCUGACGUGAAUACUGAGAGAUGGAUACAGUCAUCCCUGUGGUCUGCAGGACCGGGACUUAGCCCCCUCCCUGAUGCUCUAGCUGUGCCCAGUCUAUUUUUUUAAUUGAUUUAGAAGGAAGCAUCACCCUUCUGUGAAAUUUACUAACAAAGUGAACAAUAAAUCCAUGCCUC
Molecule: messenger RNA, 1841 nt
Organism: Pelodiscus sinensis (Chinese soft-shelled turtle)
Lineage: Eukaryota; Metazoa; Chordata; Testudines; Trionychidae
Source: RefSeq, a predicted model, not a curated record